Molecule: messenger RNA, 1515 nt
Organism: Podospora anserina S mat+
Lineage: Eukaryota; Fungi; Ascomycota; Sordariomycetes; Sordariales; Podosporaceae
Exons: 3
Coding region: 1-1515 (504 amino acids)
Molecular function (GO): monooxygenase activity; iron ion binding; heme binding
Source: RefSeq, a predicted model, not a curated record
AUGGCGUUUGGCGCAGCACAUGUCCAGCUUUGGCUGGGGCUAUUAGCAGUAGCUGGCCUUCUUUACACAUCAUGUCUUGUCAUCUACCGCGUCUUCUUCCACCCAUUAGCGAAAUACCCAGGUCCCCUCCUGGCCAAGCUCACCGAUGCCUACAUGCUCUACUACGCCUGGCGAGGCGACCGCCAUCUUGAGUUCUGGCGCAUGCACGAGAAGUAUGGCAAAUUCGUCCGCUUCGGUCCCAACGCCCUCAGUGCAAACUCAAACACCGCCCUCAAGGAGAUCUACGGCUUCCGCGCCAACGUCAGGAAGGCCGAGUUCUACGAUGCCUUCGUCCACCCCGCUCCCAACACCCACAACGCCCGCGACAGGGACCUCCACGCUCGCAAGCGCCGUGUUCUGUCGCAUGCCUUCUCCGAUGGCGCCAUCAAAGAGGUAGAGCGCUACAUCCUGGCCAACAUCCGCACUUUCUGCGAGGCCAUCGGCGACUAUGGCCGUGCCAUCCAGGAUAAUAAGGGAUGGAGUGCGCCGAAGAACAUGUCCGACUGGUGCAACUGGCUGGCCAUGGAUAUCCUCGGUGAUCUAUGCUUCGGCAAGGCUUUCCACAUGUUGGAUAGGCCAGACAACAGGUACGCUGUUGAUCUCGUCGGUGUAGCUGCCCAGAGACAUCUCCUGUGCGGCACUAUGCCCAUUGUCAACAAGCUCUCUCUCGAUAAGAUCCUCUUCCACAAGAUCGCUACCGACCGCCGCGACUUUCUCUACCAUCUCCUCAAGGCGCGCGACCCGGAAACUGGACAGGGCUUCACCACCCCCGAGUUGUGGGGCGAGUCCAACUUGCUGAUCAUUGCCGGCUCUGACACCACCUCUACCGCUAUGGCUGCCACUCUGUUCUAUCUCGUCCGCAACCCUGCCGCGUUGGCGAAGGUCACAGAUGAGAUCAGAGAGAAGUUCUCGUCUCUGGAGGAUAUCCAACUGGGUCCCGUUCUCAACUCUUGCCACUACCUCCGCGCUUGCAUCGAUGAGGCUAUGCGCUUGUCGCCUAGUGUUGGUGGUCUGUUGCCCAGAGAGGUCUUGGCCGGCGGUAUGACUAUCGACGGCGAGAUGGUACCUGAGGGAACGAUUGUCGGAACACCACACUAUACCAUCCACCACAAUGCCAACUACUACCCCGAGCCGUUUGCCUACAAGCCAGAGAGAUGGAUUGCUUCUCCAGGUAGCGAGAAGGAGGCCGGUGUUAGGGAACAGGAGGUAGCAUUGGCUCAGAGCGCGUUCUGUCCAUUUUCGAUUGGACCAAGAGGGUGCAUCGGGAAGGGCCUGGCGUAUGUUGAGAUGAGCAUCACCCUCGCGAGAGUGCUGUAUAUGUAUGACCUUCGCCGGGCGGUUGGUGUUGAGGAUCCAGGAGAGGGCAAGCCCGGAGCGGAGAUGGGCAGGGAGAAGCCGAGUGAGUUCCAGUUGGUCGACACAUUUACCAGCUUGAAGAAUGGGUGUAUGGUCGAGUUUAGGAGGAGGGACCUGUAA